AUAAGCCCAGUCAACUAAAGAAUCUAAAAUUACUAGCAACGUUUCUGGCUCUCUCGGAGUAGUAGAAGUCGCGUUUCUCUGCCAUUUCUUCAUUUUGCAUCAUCGCACAAAUCAAAUAGAUCUCAAGCUUCAGUUUGAUUUUUCAUCAUGUCGGGCAAGUACAUCCUAGGUGCUACAGUUGCAACAUUUGGAAUUGCAUGGGUCUGUGAUCAUUUUGUUUCAGACAAAAAGAUUUUUGGAGGUUCUGUGUGUGCCACAGCUUCAAACGAGAAGUGGUUUGAAGAAACCGACAAGAAGUUUCAGGCAUGGCCUCGCACUGCUGGUCCACCAGUUGUGAUGAAUCCUAUUAGUCGUCAGAAUUUCAUUGUGAAGUCUCGUGAGUCUUGAAUUUAGUUUUUCAUUGAUUUUGAAUUAAUUGGUUCACGUUUGUCAUGGAAUAUGGUGCCAUAAAUGAUAGCUACUCUUGAGAUGAAACUCUUGCUGUUAAAUUAGAGUUUGGGGGUUUUUACCUUGUGAAUGUAUUUUUUUGUCUAAAUAAAACGUUGAGGCAAUCUUCAAUUGGUUGAUGCAUAUUAUUAUUUUGAAACUCAUGUGCUAAGAAUAGCACUAAGUGUUUAUGGGAACAAUUUUUCCUUUAAA
This is a messenger RNA of Vicia villosa (hairy vetch), 639 nucleotides long. RefSeq lists its product as uncharacterized. The record is from RefSeq and is a predicted model, not a curated record. The transcript is spliced from 3 exons. Lineage: Eukaryota; Viridiplantae; Streptophyta; Magnoliopsida; Fabales; Fabaceae. Bases 148 to 387 code for a protein of 79 amino acids.